Arabidopsis arenosa is the source of this 572-nucleotide messenger RNA. Lineage: Eukaryota; Viridiplantae; Streptophyta; Magnoliopsida; Brassicales; Brassicaceae. The record is from the annotation of a GenBank genome assembly.
AUCCCCAGAUUUGUCUUUUUCAUCUUCGAUUCGAUGAAAUCUUCAGUUUCCAUCUUCGUCGGUGGUCUGAGAUAGCCAUAAACCAUAGUUUGAUUUUGGUGGUUGAAACGUAGCUGAAAUCCAAACCAUCUUCGUGCUUAGUUCUUGGUAGCUGAAAUGGUUUCUCGAUUCAACUGCUUAAUCCUCCUACCUCUGACUCGCCUCUCUCUUUCUCUUGGGUUCCACAGAUACGUCGGUGGAUCCUCAAAUACUUCCAUUUAGCGAGAGUGGCAAGAGAGCAAAGGUUUCAUUUGGCGUUGAUGCAGAAGUGAUUUACAAGUUUUGGAGGUCAAUGACAUUGGAAAGACACAUGAUGUUUAAGAAAAAAGAGACAAGGAGAGUUUGAUCAUGACCAGAAUGAUUGGUAGAAUUCCGGAAGUUAUUGGUCUAAUUCAGGUUAUCCACAAGCUUCCCUUUCAGCAUCAGGACUUCAAGAGAUUUAGAUUUGGGGAUUUUAAAGGAUUGGAAACAAGGAAGGCAAAGGGUUUUGUGUUGCUUUGGAGAAGGCAGUGAAGUGAGAAUUGCUUGGAAUG